Molecule: messenger RNA, 4800 nt
Organism: Hemiscyllium ocellatum (epaulette shark)
Lineage: Eukaryota; Metazoa; Chordata; Chondrichthyes; Orectolobiformes; Hemiscylliidae
Gene: bcl11aa
Product: BCL11 transcription factor A a
Exons: 4
Coding region: 128-2530 (800 amino acids)
Biological process (GO): regulation of transcription by RNA polymerase II; negative regulation of dendrite development
Cellular component (GO): nucleus
Molecular function (GO): RNA polymerase II cis-regulatory region sequence-specific DNA binding; DNA-binding transcription factor activity
Source: RefSeq, a predicted model, not a curated record
GAUCAAUUUUGACUGCAAGGCAUCAACAUUAUGAAAAACACCCUGGCACCAGAUGGAGCGAGGUCUAGCCAUUGAUGAAGAUAUUUUCUCUGGAGUCUCCUUCUUCCCGCUCCCGAUGUGACCGAGCAUGUCUCGCCGCAAGCAAGGCAACCCUCAGCACUUGAGUAAACGGGAAUUUUCACCUGAUUCCCUGGAAGCCAUUCUCACAGAUGAAGAAGAGGAGCAUGGCACCUUGGGAGCUCCUGAGGGUGACCACGAUCUCCUUACCUGCGGCCAGUGUCAGAUGAAUUUCCCACUGGGGGACAUUCUAAUCUUUAUUGAGCACAAAAGGAAGCAAUGCAAUGGCGGCCUCUGCUUGGACAAAGCUAUGGAUAAGCCACCGUCACCUUCUCCCAGUGAGCUGAAAAAGGCAUCCACACCUGUCGAAGUUGGCAUACAAGUCACACCAGAUGACGAUGAUUGCCUAUCUACAUCUUCCAAAGGAAUUUGCCCUAAACAGGAAAGCACAGCAGCAGGAAAGGAUGAGCCCAGCAGUUACACUUGCACAACUUGCAAACAGCCAUUCAGUAGUGCAUGGUUUCUCCUCCAACAUGCCCAGAACACCCACGGAUUCAGAAUUUAUUUAGAGACUGAGCACGGAAGUCCAUUAACCCCCCGGGUUGGCAUUCCUUCAGGACUUGGGGCAGACUGUGCUCCUCAGCCUCCUCUUCACGGACUUCACAUAGCUGACAGUAGUCCUUUCAACCUACUGAGAAUGUCUGGGCCUGUCUCACGGGAAACCCCAGGGCUUGGAGAAGGCCGCUUUCCCCCUACACCUCCGUUGUUUAGCCCACCACCCCGGCAUCACCUGGACCCACAUCGAAUGGAUCGGCUGAGUGCUGAGGAGAUGGCUAUGGUGGCUGUACAUCACACCAGUGCCUUUGACAGGGUACUUCGUCUUAACUCCAUGCCUAUCGAGCCACCAUCCAUGGAUUUCUCUAGGAGACUUAGAGAGUUGGCUGGCAACACUUCCACUCCGCCAUUGUCACCAAACCGUCCGAGUCCUAUGCAAAGGCUAUUGCAACCAUUCCAGUCGAGCAACAAAUCCCCAUUUCUUAGCACGCCACCCCUCCCACCCCUCCAGCCCACAGCACCUCCUGCCCAAACUGUGCUCAAAUCUAAGUCUUGUGAAUUCUGUGGGAAAACAUUUAAGUUUCAGAGCAAUUUGAUAGUGCAUCGUCGAAGCCACACCGGUGAGAAACCAUACAAGUGCCACCUUUGUGAUCAUGCCUGCACUCAGGCCAGCAAAUUAAAGAGACACAUGAAAACACACUUGCACAAGUCCUCACCUAUGACAGUCAAGUCAGAUGAUGGCCUUUCCACCGCAAGCUCUCCUGAACCGGGUACUAGUGACCUUGUUGGCAGUGCCAGCAGUGCCCUCAAAUCUGCAGUAGCCAAAUACAAGAGUGAAACAGACGCCAAUAUGAUUCCAGAAAAUGGGGAUGAAGAGGAGGAAGAAGAGGAAGAGGAAGAAGAGGAGGAGGAAGAGGAAGAAGAGGAGGAGGAACCUGAAACUGAAAAUAGGUCUGAUUUUGCGUUUGGUGUCAAUCUAGAGAGUGGGCGUCACCAUGAGAAUAGUUCUAGACCUAUAGAGGAGAAGAGAUCUUUGCCUGAAGUGAUGCACAGCAUUACCAUGAAUACAAUACAACAUUACGGUGAGGGCUUUCACCAAGUUCUUGUUGAAAAACACAAGCGGACUCAUCACUCAUCUGAAACUGAAGUUCAAAGAGAUACUUAUGAUGAAGAUUCGGUUGCUGGUGAAUCUGAUCGCACAGAUGAUGGUACAGUCAAUGGUAGAGGUUCCUCUCCAGGUGAAUCAGCCUCUGGAGGUUUAUCCAAGAAGCCUAUUUUAGGAAGCCCAACUUCCCUUAGUCCUUUUUCCAAACGCAUAAAACUUGAGAAAGACUUUGACUUGCCAUCAGCACCUUUGGCUCCUACGGACAAUGUUUACUCCCAGUGGCUCGCUGGUUAUGCUGCCUCACGACAGAUGAAAGACCCAUUCCUCAGCUUUGGAGACUCCAGACAAUCGCCUUUUGCAACUUCAUCUGAGCACUCUUCAGAAAAUGGAAGUUUACGCUUUUCCACUCCUCCAGGAGAAAUGGAUGGUGGGAUCUCAGGUCGGAGUGGCACAGGAAGUGGUGGAAGCACGCCCCAUAUCACUGGACCUGGUCCUGGACGGCCCAGCUCCAAAGAGGGCAAGCGAAGUGACACAUGUGAAUUUUGCGGCAAAAUCUUCAAGAACUGCAGCAAUCUCACAGUCCACCGGAGAAGCCACACGGGCGAGAGACCAUACAAAUGUGACCUGUGCAACUACGCCUGUGCCCAGAGUAGCAAGCUCACGCGACAUAUGAAAACGCACGGUCAGGUGGGGAAAGACGUUUACAAAUGUGAAAUUUGUCAGAUGCCUUUUAGCGUGUAUAGUACCCUCGAAAAACACAUGAAAAAAUGGCACAGUGAGCGCUUGUUAAAUAAUGAUAUAAAAACUGAUUAGGUGUAUUGAUGCUCAAGUUCCCUAUAGCUUUUCUAUUCUCUUGUGAUCAAACGAAGUGGAAGCUGAGGACGUAAGGAACAUGUGCUUAAUGCCAGCACGGCUGGUUUAACGUCACUGAUGAAUGCAUGAUUUGUAUCGGGGCAAUACUAUUGCAUUUACGCAAACUCGAGCCUUUCUCUUGUGCAAUAAUUUACGUGUUGUGUAUGUUAUUGUUUUUUUCUCUUAUUAGACCGCAUGUAUGGUAUGUUUGGCAGUUUAAUUCUGUCUUCAGUUGGUGUUGAGUAACUACCCUUCUCUGUUUUAUUUUGGUUUUUGAAAGAAGACUACCAUGCUGCAUAGUGUCCUGUAACACAUAUCAUGUAAAGUUUAGGUUGUAACAUAGAGAGGGAAAACAAAAUGAGGGAAAACAACACUCCCCAUUUAUUCCUUUGUUUAACCCUCUAUGGACAGACUGGAAUUCGCACUGUUAAAACCAUUUUUUUUCCAAAAGAAAAAUCUGUCCUCAAAGGGUUAAUAUAUUAAAUUAGAACAUAACAAUUGCUGGCCUUGACUUUUGGAGAAGAAAAUAAAUUUGAUGAAGGUGAUUGGGUGAAUACUAUUGAAUAAUCUGAGUGCCUUGCAUCUAUUUAAACUGUAUUGGUUUUCUUUCUAUUCUUCAGUUUAGUACUGGAGGAGUAGCCUUGGGUUUACGUUGACCCAAGUGAUAGUUCCACAUCAUGCACCUGAUUGUUUUGGCUACCAGUGAGUUAACCAAUUCUCAAUAUUGAAACAAAAUGAAAAUAACAAAACACGAAGAAAAAAAGUCUUGACAAAUCCAUUAAUGUCACAGCAUCUAUCUGUGAUCCUGAAAGUCAUGCUUGAUUUGUACACCACACAGCAGUUGUAUAAACAUAAAGAUGAUACAUUAGUGCUCAUCCAGCUACCCACCCACCCCCAGCUUUUACUUAAAUCGCACUUGACUCUGCUUGUGACUUCUAUGCCCUUUCUUUAAUCAGGGGUACAGAGGCUGAGCAAAAAGACAAAAGGAUAAAAGACAGCUCAGAUAGGACAAUUAAGUGCACUGUACAAUUUUCCCAGUUUACAAACAUAUAAUUAAGGGAAAAAAAACUUACUAAAAUACUAAGGAAAGGAAAAUGAACUGAUUGUUUAAUGUCAAUUUGCCAGUCAUUGACUAGAAUAGUGCACCUGGCUAAACUUAAAAAGAAUAUUAAGUAUAAAGCAACACAUUUGACACGUCUCCUCAGUGGACGAUAACGGGACUGCAGUUGAUUUAGAAUAAAUAAUCUCGCUCCUACAGUGCAAGACGUUUUGUACAGAUUUUUUAAGUAUAAAUGGUAAGAUUUUUUUUUAAAAGAGACACUUCAUUUUGUUCGGGAAAACUAUAUUUUAGAGUUCCAGUGUCUUGGUGGUUGUCAAGACUCCUACAUGUUAUACAGUUAGUGGAUACUCUGCCUUGGAUAUACAGCUCUUCAGGUUGUACAAAACUCACAUUGGGGAAAGGUUUAAGAUUAUAUAUAUAUAUAUAUAGUGUAUAUAUAUAUAUAGUACUUAACUAUAGGAAAAUGCACACAUGUUGAUUCCUAUGCUAAACACAUUUAUGGUCUCUACUUUUCUGUAUUUCUAGAAUGGUUAUUUGAAAUAAAUGUUCACCUAGUGUAGGCACAAUAGUAUUUAUAUUGAAGCUUGUAUUUUUAACUGUUGCUUGUUCUUUAAAGGUAUCAACGUACCUUUUUUUGGUAGUGGAAAAAAAACACAGGCUGCCACAGUAUAUUUUUUUAAUUUGGCAGGAUAAUAUAGUGCGAAUUAUUUGUACGUUUCAACAAAAAAAAACAAACAAACAAAAAAAAGUACACACCCGUGACAUUGUAUAGUUAAGAGGUCGUAUAACGGCCACUUGGGGGUAACUUUAGAAAGUCACACCAAUGGUCAAAGCGGAUGGUUGUACAUAUCUUUCCCUUCCUGCUGCCAUACUGUAUACAGUACUGCAAGCUAAUGUUUGUUCUGUAGUGUGCUUCUGUCUCCUAACCUCUCACCUACUACAUUCCAGCAUCUAACUUCAUAUGCAGUAAAUUAAAUGUUUGCAGUUUUUUCAUUGCCAAAAACUAAAUGGUGCUUUAUAUUUAGAUUGGGAAAAUUUCAUAUGCAAAGCAUAUUAAAGCCGCUUGAGUCAAUACAUUUUUGUAAAUGGCAAUGCAGAAUAUUUUGUUAUCGGCCUUUUCUAUUCCUGUAAUAAAAGCUGUUGUUGUAACUUGAAAAUUAUCUUUUACUAU